GGAAAUCAUAUUUCUAUUAAAAUAUUAAUGUACAUAAAACGUCUUACACGAAACCUAAAAGGAAAUAGCUGAUUCGUUUCACUAAUUGGCUAAUGAUUGAAUACGAUGUGAGAGCCUCUCAGCCCCACGCUCUGUAACUGUUUCUUUCUCCUCGAUGAAUCUCUCCUCGGAUGGCACGACAGGAACGGUAGAUUCUGGGAGAUGUGGAACAGGCGACGCAUUGCGUGAAGAUGGUUGCUGAAGUGGCGAGAUCUGUGCGCUCUCAGGAAAAGACAACGUUUCAAGACGUGCUUCUAAUCCCUUACUAAGAGCUGCUCUUUCAAGCUCCCUAUUGCGUUCUUCGACAUAAUUUGAGGCAGGUGAAGCCUGAUUGUCAUUCUCAUCAGUCAAUAACUGUGACUGAGGUGCAUGUUGAUGGCUGAUUGCUGUCUGGAGUGGUACAGCGGAUGUUGGACGUUCGCUAAUGACGUCGCCGUAACUCAGCAAGCUGAUCCUGUGACUAGCAGGUGAAUCGUGUACGUUCGCUGGCAUUGGUGAGGUCGAGCUACUUCCCACUAAUGAUUGAUUCUGUGACGCCAAUCGAGGUGAAUGUUGGGCAUGCGGAUUGAGCGGGGACGGUGUCUGCGGCUGGUGGCUUGGUGGAGGUGAAUUUGGCGGUGACGCUGGCAAAAUAGACGAAUGUAUUGAUUGCGUAGACUGCAAUUUGCCCAUCUGUGUGUCUAAACUUGGCGGAGAAGGCGGUGGAAGAAUGAAUGAUUGCGACGGGCUGUUCAGGACAUUGCAAUCAUUGGAUGCUGCCAUUUCCACGCCUAUCGAGUCACUAGGGUGACCGCCCACAAAAGCCUCGACAGCGCCUGAUAAAGCUGGUGCAGUCGAUAAGUCGGCAGCCUCCCUAGAGCCUAGGAAACCAGAGUGUAUUGGAUGGCCAGGCUCUAUGUCCCUUUCAAAUAUAGAGGCUGCAGACGAUGACCGGAUUGAACUGCCAGGGGACGUUGAAAUAGAUGGCGACGUCUGCAGCAAUCUAGAAAGCCUAAGAUUGUGUCCUAAAUCUGCGUUUGCGUCACUCAGGCUGUCUUCCAUUGUACGGUGAGAUUAGAAGAAAAAACCGGGCAAAUGACCAAAAUGACGACGUCGGGCAAUUUUUAAAUUUAUUGCUCCUGCGCGUGUGUAUAAGUUUCAGCAUAUAUUUUAUGCUUUACUUGCUUCUUCAGACUCGUUCUCUGGCUGUAAUUGUCUGCAUGUGUGACAAUAACCGAUGCAAAGGUGAGCGAAGGGGGAUAAUGGGAUGCUGAAAGUGUGACGCUUUCUUUUACUUUGAGAAUGUUCUUUUGCGUCUACGCCAAGUUAUCCAGGAAUGUCAGAGUCACGGUAGCAAUUCCUUCGUCGAUAUAAAUUGUAGUACUAUAUAAUGCAUGCUAUACAAGAUCCCAAUUUCUGGCUAUUUACCAUGGGUUACCCCUCGUUUUCACCCAAAUGGUCCGUGCGUUCUCUGUUCCUAAUUUAGUAACGACAGCGAAGCGAAAUAAUUGAGCGGAUUGAAGUUCCUUAGGACUGUACGGUCAUUUUAUGCUAUAAUAUACCGUAAAAACUAUAUAUAGUUGUCUCAGCCGAACUGACAAACACAUAAAUUUGUGUCGCAGUCGCGCUAGGAACGCUAUUGGAGCCUUGGUUAUUAUAGGCGUCUUUUAAUCCAUCAACCAUAACCAGAUGUUCAAAAAGCUUGCAUACCUGAGCAUACUCGGUUUAGCUGUUGCGCAAUCCAGCGUUACUGAUGAAGCCUCUGCUGCUAAGAGCACAGACACUGCAACUGAAUGUAAGGCUUACUCUGCACCAAUUGUUAAGGAUGUCCAAGACAAAUUCCCUACAAUCUGGCAACCAGCUACUAUCGUAGAUGGCGAUGAUGAGGCUCAGGCAAAGUUUGACGAGAUCAAGCAAGUCCUCCCUUCGAACAUUAAGCCAAAGGGUACAAUGAGCGGUGAUUUCUCAGAUGUCACCCCAACCUACGACAAAUCCGACCCAGAUUGUUGGUACACAUUUAACAAGUGUACAAAGCCAAAGAUCGAAGGUCUCUCAGACGAUCUUGCUGAUCUCCCAGAGCCAGAGACCUGGGGUCUUGGUUUCGAUGAUGGUCCAAACUGCUCACACAACAAGUUCUAUAACUUCCUCCAAGAGAACAACUUAACUGCUACUAUGUUCUACAUUGGUUCAAACGUUAUGAACUGGCCAUAUCAGGCUCAACGUGGUAGGGACGAUGGCCACCAACUCUGUGUUCACACUUGGUCCCACCACUACAUGACUUCUUUCGAUGAUGAGGGUGCCUUUGCUGAACUCUACUAUUCCAUCCAAGCUGUCAAGCAAGUCACAGGUGUCACUCCAACCUGCUGGAGACCUCCAUUUGGUGAUGUAGAUGACCGUAUCCGUCUCAUUGCUGAAGGUCUUGGUUUGAGAACUGCACUUUGGCGUUACGACUCAAACGACUGGCGUGUCGGUGCCACAACUGGUGCAGUAUCCAAGGAAGAUGUUGAGAAGAACUACGAGGAUGUCAUCAACGCAGCCAAGAAUGGUACUUUCAAGGAAGAGGGUACUAUCAUGUUGACUCAUGAAAUCACUGGUGAAACUAUGGACAUCUUCAUGGAUAUGUACCCUAAGAUCAAAGAUGCCUUCAAGUACGUUGCUCCAUUCUACGCUGCCACCAACACCACAAACCUCUACGUCGAAACUGGCGAUGAUGUUAAGCAAGGUGAGACAUUCUCUGAAUAUGUAAAGAAUGUCUACGGAGAUGACGUUGAAGCUGCUUCAACCACUAACACUAACUCACAUCCAAACCCUACCGUAACUGGUACACAAGGACCAUUAGCUACAAUUGCUAACCCAACUGUUGCAUCAGUUGAAGGUGCAGCUGCUUCAGACGUCACUGGUGACGGUGACUCAGGUGCAUUCUCAUUUGCAAGCUUCUACCCAGUUGUAACCAUCUCUACAUUGAUGGUCGCAACAUUAUUUGUCGCUCUUUAAAGUGGAAUAUCAUUUGUAUAGACGUUGUCGGGAGGCGAUUCUAUACAUGCGUUUAAAAUAAUUGGAAUUUUAUUAUUUAUUUCAAUCAUUCAUCUGCGUCGACUUUUAUAUCAAUACGGAAUCUUUCUUGAAUUAAUUUACAAUUGCUUGAUUAUAUAUUUAUAGACAACAUCAAAUCAAGCUCUUUUCAUACUAUACAUGGACUGUUC
This is a messenger RNA of Wallemia mellicola CBS 633.66, 3221 nucleotides long. Its product is annotated as glycoside hydrolase/deacetylase. Gene Ontology annotation, molecular function: chitin deacetylase activity. The record is from RefSeq and is a predicted model, not a curated record. Gene Ontology annotation, cellular component: membrane. Bases 1708 to 3012 code for a protein of 434 amino acids. The transcript has 4 exons. NCBI's taxonomy places the organism in Eukaryota, Fungi, Basidiomycota, Wallemiomycetes, Wallemiales, Wallemiaceae. Gene Ontology annotation, biological process: carbohydrate metabolic process.